Microbotryum saponariae is the source of this 4044-nucleotide messenger RNA. The record is from the annotation of a GenBank genome assembly. NCBI's taxonomy places the organism in Eukaryota, Fungi, Basidiomycota, Microbotryomycetes, Microbotryales, Microbotryaceae.
AUGCAUUUGCUCAACUACUCUCUCCUCCCAGCCUCGAACGUGACCUGCGCCUGCGUCGGCCAGUUCAGCGGCACGAAAGCGCAAGAGAUCUGUGUCGCCCGAGGCGCCACCCGCAUCGAGUUGCUUCGCGCGGACCCGCAGACGGGCAAGCUCGACUUUGUCGUCGAUGCAGAGGUCUUUGGCACCGUCAGGAGCCUGGCCGCAUUCAAGCUGACCGGUGGUAGCAAAGGUGGGUCCGCGAGAGCGCAGAGUCCUCCCGCCGAGCUGGAGCUGAGCGACCAAGUCUCGCAGACGGAACUCGUGCUGACAUGCGCUCGCGCCUGAUCUGAUCUGAUCCCCACAGACUACCUCAUCGUCGGGUCGGAUUCGGGUCGGAUCGUUGUUCUCGAGUAUGACCCCGCAGCGAACCAGUUCAACAAGCUGCACCAAGAGACAUUCGGUCGCUCCGGGUCCCGACGAGUCGUGCCCGGCCAGUACCUCGCCACCGAUCCCAAAGGUCGAGCCGUCAUGGUCGCGGCGAUGGAGAAGAGCAAACUCGUCUACAUCCUCAACCGAGUCAGUUUCCGUUCAGUUUCUGCGACGCGCUUUGUUCCGUGUCUGACGCAAUCUGUGCUCUCGUUCUCGCGCGCCAUUCAGGAUGCCGCCGCCAACUUGACCAUCUCGUCGCCCCUCGAAGCCCACAAAGCCAAGGCCAUCAUUCAUUCCAUCGUUGGUGUCGAUGUCGGGUUCGAGAACCCGCUCUUCGCGGCCCUCGAAGUUGACUAUGGCGAGAGUGAUCAGGACCCGAGUGGGGAAGCGUUCAACGCGGCAGAGAAGGUACGUCCCGAUGACGCAGGUGCACUCUGGAGACCGACCACUGACAUGCACACCACCCAUAUCUUGUAUCCAGAUGCUCACUUACUACGAACUCGAUCUCGGCUUGAACCACGUCGUGCGAAAGUGGAGCGAGGCGACCGAUCCGCGCGCCAACAUGCUCGUGCAAGUACCCGGUGGGCAAACGACGGCAGACAAGUUCGAUGGACCGUCGGGGGUGCUCGUCUGCGCCGAGGACUACAUCAUCUACAAGCACCAAGGAGCAAAGGAGCACCGAGUACCGAUCCCGAAACGCGCCCACCCUCUGAUGGACCCGGAACGAGGACUUAUCAUCACUUCGGCGGUCAUGCACAAGAUGAGGGGGGCCUUCUUCUUCCUCUUGCAGAGCGAAGAGGGCGACUUGUACAAAGUCACAAUCGAGCACGAGGAGGAGGAGGUCUUGGCCCUCAAGAUCAAAUACUUUGACACAGUCGCCGUCGCCGCUUCGCUUUGCAUCCUCAAGAGCGGUUUCCUCUUUGUCGCUUCCGAAUUUGGCGAUCAAUACCUGUACCAGUUUGAGAAGCUCGGCGACGACGAUCACGAGACCGAAUACUCGUCGACGGACUACCCGAACUUUGGUGCCGGUUCUGAUCCGCUCCCGAUUGCACUGUUUCGCCCUCGCCCUCUCGAAAACCUCGUGCUCGCCGACGAGCUCGAAUCGCUGGGACCGAUUCUCGACUGCAAGGUCGCCAACUUUCUCGGUGAGGACACGCCGCAAAUCUACACGGCAUGUGGUCGAGGUGCUCGGUCCUCUGUGCGCAUCUUGCGGCAGGGCUUGGAAGUCGUCGAAGCCGUCAGCUCGGAACUUCCGGGUGCACCGAUCAACGUAUGGACGACCAAACUCCGACACGAGGACGAGUACGACGCCUACAUCGUCUUGUCCUUCGUCAAUGGUACGCUCGUUCUGUCGAUCGGCGAUACGAUCGAAGAGGUCUCCGAUACGGGUUUCAUCUCCUCCGCACCGACGUUGGGCGUUCAGCAACUCGGCGAGGACGCUUUGCUGCAGAUCUACCCGCGUGGUAUUCGCCACAUCUUGGCCGACAAACGCGUCAACGAGUGGAAGGUCGGGCCGAACCAAACGAUCGUGUGUGCGACGACGAACAAACGACAGGUCGUCGUGGCGCUGUCGACAGGUGAGAUCGUGUACUUUGAACUUGAUCUCGAGGGACAGUUGAACGAGUUUCAGGAACGAAAGGAGAUGCAUGCCGAGAUCUUGACGCUGAGCAUCGCUGAGGUCCCGGAAGGAAGGCAGAGGACACCCUACCUAGUGAGUUUGAAGUGCUCUAAAGACGAAAAAUUAGUGAAUGGCAGCUGACACAGCGACGUGUUUUUUUGGAUCCUUUCAGGCCGUCGGGUGUGCCGAUUCGACAGUUCGCAUCAUCUCACUCGACCCGGAAAACACUCUCGAAACCUUGUCGCUGCAAGCUCUGACUGCACCCCCUUCGUCGAUCGUCGUGGCCGAGAUCCUGGAUACGUCGAUCGACAAGCACCACGCGACGCUCUUCGUCAACAUUGGACUACAAAACGGUGUUUUGCUCCGAACCGUCCUCGACUCGCUGAGUGGGCAACUAACCGACACACGAACGCGGUUCUUGGGUUCGCGACCGGUCCAGUUGACGCGGGUGCCCGUGCGCGGAUCCCCCGCCAUCCUCGCGUUGUCGAGUCGAUCGUGGCUCAAUUACUCGUACCAGAACAUGCUUCAGUUCACGCCGCUCAUCUUUGACGCACUCGACCAUGCAUGGUCCUUCUCGGCCGAGCUGUGCCCUGAAGGAUUGAUCGGUAUCACCGGAAACAGCUUGCGCAUCUUCACCUUCCCCAAACUCGGCACAAAAGUCCAACAAACCUCGAUUCCCUUGUCCUACACCCCUCGCAAGCUUAUCACCUCCCCCACUCGCAACCUUCUCUACACCGUCGAAGCCGAACAUCGCACGCUCUCUCCUUCCGCUCAACAAAAGAUGCUAGGUGAUCUCAAGUCGGCCGGUAUCGAGGUCGAUGAAGGGGUCAUGCAAUUGCCACGCGAGGUGUUUGGUCUGCCCCGAGCGCCGGCAGGUAAUUGGGCGUCGUGCAUCCGCAUCAUCGAUCCCGUCGAAGCGACGACAGCCUUCUCCCUCGAGUUGGAAAACAACGAAGCCGCGUUCUCGGUUGCGUUGUGCACGUUCCACACCACGCCCAACGAACAGCACCUCAUCGUUGGCUCGGCGCAGGACACGACGUUGGCUCCGCGAACUUGCAAGCAGGCCUAUUUGACGACGUACAAGAUCAUCGAUGAUGGUCGAGGGCUCGAGUUGGUGCACCGCACCGAGAUUGACGAUGUGCCCAACACGCUCAUGCCUUUCCAAGGGCGAUUGGCGGCGGGUAUCGGGAAGGCGUUGAGGAUAUACGACCUUGGAAAGAAAAAGUUGCUGCGGAAAGCUGAGAACAAGGUGAGUUAAAUGGGGGCACUCAUGAGCAUGAGAAUCAUCUGGCUGAUGUGUAACAUGGCUCUUCUCACAGUCCUUUGCCUCAAUGAUCAUGACUCUCAAUACCCAAGGAUCUCGCAUCCUGGUCGGUGACGUCCAGGAAUCCAUCCAUUACGUCGCCUACAAAGCCCCUGAAAACCGGCUAGUCGUCUUUGCCGACGAUACCUCCCCUCGAUGGACUACAGCGGCGACCAUGGUCGAUUACCAAACCGUCGUCGCCGGUGACAAGUUCGGCAACGUAUUCGUCAACCGUGUCGCCGCCGCCGUCUCGGAAGAAGUUGACGAAGAUCCGACAGGCGCCAGCAUCAUGCAUGAGAAGGGUUACCUAAUGGGUGCGCCCCAUCGCACGUCCUUGAUCGCGCAAUACCACGUUGGCGACCUCGUCACCUCGAUCAACAAGUGUUCGCUCGUAGCCGGUGGUCGUGACGUGCUCUUGUACACCGGCGUCUCGGGCACGGUCGGUGUGCUCGUCCCCUUCGUUUCGAACGAGGAUGCCGAUUUCUUCUCGACGCUCGAAAUGCACCUCAGGACCGAAGCCCCUUCGUUGGUCGGAAGGGACCACCUUGCUUAUCGCUCCGCUUACGCGCCCGUCAAAGCUGUCGUCGACGGGGACCUCUGCAACCAGUAUCGCCUCCUCUCGAUGCAAAAGCAAGGCAGCAUCGCGGGGGAUACGGACCGAACGGUGUCUGAAGUCCUAAAAAAACUCGACCAAGCCGCCGCUCACGCGUGGUGA